This is a messenger RNA of Menidia menidia (Atlantic silverside), 414 nucleotides long. Lineage: Eukaryota; Metazoa; Chordata; Actinopteri; Atheriniformes; Atherinopsidae. The record is from the annotation of a GenBank genome assembly.
AUGUCUUUCAGGGCUUUCUCCGGUCGACAUGAGCGGGACGCUUUCGACACCCUGUUUGACCACGCUCCAGACAAGCUCAAUGUCGUCAAGAAGACUCUGAUCACAUUUGUGAACAAACACCUCAACAAGCUCAACCUAGAGGUGUCUGAACUGGACACACAGUUUGCAGACGGCGUGUACCUGGUGCUGCUGAUGGGGCUGCUGGAGGGAUACUUCGUGCCUCUCUACAACUUCUUUCUCACACCGGAGAAUUUUGACCAGAAGGUUCACAACGUGUCGUUCUCCUUCGAGCUGAUGCAGGACGGAGGUCUGGAGCGACCGAAGCCGAGACCGGAAGACAUCGUGAACUGUGACCUGAAGUCCACCCUGCGCGUGCUCUACAACCUGUUCUCCACCUACCGGAGCGUGGACUGA